AUGACCGUCGACAAGGCUUCCACCUGCUGCGGCAAGAGCGCCGAGUGUAUCUGCGCCCAGCAAGCCAAGUGCUCCUGCGGCAAGCAGUCUGCCCUUCACUGCACUUGCAGCAAGGCCUCUACAGAGAACUCCGUCGCCGGCCCGCGCUGUUCGUGCCGCGCCCGCCCGGCCGGUGAUUGCACUUGCGAUCGCGCCUCUAGCGAGAACACCAAGCCUGCCGGCGAGACCUGCGCUUGCGGCGUUCGCCCAGCCAACGCCUGCACGUGUGACAAGGCGUCCGACGGAUCCUACAACCCCAGCGAGCACGAGACCGACUUCACGACCCGUCGAUGA
Molecule: messenger RNA, 333 nt
Organism: Colletotrichum higginsianum IMI 349063
Lineage: Eukaryota; Fungi; Ascomycota; Sordariomycetes; Glomerellales; Glomerellaceae
Product: Copper resistance protein crd2
Exons: 3
Coding region: 1-333 (110 amino acids)
Source: RefSeq, a predicted model, not a curated record